Messenger RNA from Myotis davidii, 5374 nucleotides. RefSeq names its product centrosomal protein 164kDa (gene CEP164). Bases 219 to 4178 code for a protein of 1319 amino acids. Gene Ontology annotation, molecular function: protein binding. The record is from RefSeq and is a predicted model, not a curated record. Lineage: Eukaryota; Metazoa; Chordata; Mammalia; Chiroptera; Vespertilionidae. The transcript is spliced from 31 exons.
GCCGCUGCAGGGCAACACCCCGGCGUCCCUGGAAGCGGGGAGCGGGGCAGCCGGGGUGGUGCUGGGAAGCUGUGCAGAGCCGGGAUCCCUCGCCCGGAGCCUCCGCCUCGGGGACCGCCACUUGGAUUUUCUCCCUUCUGAUCUGGCCUCCAUUCCAGUCUGCAUUCCCAGUGGCUGCCAGAGUGAUCUUUUCAAAAGGCCUGGAACCCAGACCAGCCAUGGCUGGAAGACCCAUCCGCAUAGGAGACCAGCUGGUCCUGGAGGAAGACUAUGAUGAGACCUACAUCCCCAGUGAGCAAGAAAUCUUUGACUUUGCCAGAGAGAUAGGUAUUGAUCCCAUCAAGGAGCCGGAGCUGAUGUGGCUGGCCCGGGAGGGCAUUGUGGCCCCCCUGCCUCAUCAGUGGAAGCCAUGCCAGGACAUCACAGGUGAUAUUUACUAUUUUAACUUUGCCAAUGGGCAGUCCACGUGGGACCAUCCAUGCGAUGGGCAUUAUCGGAACUUGGUGAUCCAGGAACGAGGGAAGCUGUCAUCUUCUGGGGCCGUUAAGAAGAAAGACAAGAAGAAGAAAAAGGAAAAGAAAGACAAGAAGGACAAAGAGACCCCCAGAAACGCCAUGGCCCUGGGCUCCUCUCUAGCCCCAGUCCACGUUCCCCUUGGGGGCCUGGCUCCCUUACGAGGCCUCGUGGAUGGCCCGCUCUCUGCUCUUCGUGCCUCUCACAAUGUGACCUUGGGGAGCUCCAUGGAGUCUGGUCAGCUUGGAGAACUCACGCUGCCUUUGCAGGGUCUCAGGACUUCUACUCAUAUGCAAGGUCUCUUGGGCUCCAUCCAUGAGGACAAGAAUGCUCUCGGCCUCUUGGCUUUAGGGGAGGAGACCAGCGAGGAGGAGGCGGAGAGUGAUAACCAGAGUGUCCGCAGCUCAAGUGAGCUUCUUAAGAAUCUGCACCUGGACAUUGGGGUCCUGGGAGGCAACUUCGAGUAUGAGGAGUCUCCAGGAACAAGCCAGCGUGAGGAGAAGGCCCUCUCUCCUGACUUGGGUGCUGCCCGCCCCCCGACUUCCAGCAGGCUCUCCGGCCGAGGUGCAGACAGCAGCCUGGCCAGCGUAGGCAGCAGAGGGCGACAGGGAGAAGGGGCAAGUGCCCGGCUCCCAGGAAGAGACAAGAGUCACGAGAGUGACCCUGCGAUGACGGCCACGAGUCUGGUGGGCCCUGGGGGCGACCAGCCCGCCACAUCCCGUAAGAGAGACACACCCCAGGACCCGGCUGCAGCAGGGGAGGCUUCCAGGAAGGAGGACGCUGCAAAGGAGCCGGAGGAGGAGGCCCCUGUUCCGGGAGAGAGCGGAUCAGACGCCAGUGACGCGCUGGAGAUCAGUGAACAUGUGAAGGAGCUACAGGGCUCAGACUCCGAUGCCUCCAACUCCAAGUCCCCCCUUGGCCUGGACUUCGGUUUUCGCAGCCGGAUCUCAGAGCACCUGCUGGAUGUGGACGUGCUUGCCCCGGUCCCGGAUGGAGCCUGCUGGCCGGCCCAGAGGGUGGGAGGAGAAGACCAGGACAACAGCCAGUCCAGCCACGAUGAGCUGCAGAGCAAACGGUCCCAAGGUUCCGAGAGGUACGGCUGGGUGAGGCCGCCGCAGGGAACUCGGGGAUGUGUGCUGGGACCCACUGUGGGCUGCCCUUCUCCCUGGGCUCACGCGGCCUUAGCAGCCACAGGGGACUUGUCUCGUAGAACAGAUGCUGUCUGCAUCUCUGAGGGUGUAGCCUUCUGCCCGCCUGGGGACCUGAGUUGGCCAUCUCCAGAGCUCAUGGCUCUCCCAGAGCAGCUCCCAGGGGCCGCCCGGAAGGCCAUGGAGGAGGCGGUGGCUCAGGAACUGGAGCAAGAGCAGAGGCGGCUCCUGGAACUGAAGCGGGAAAAGGUGCAGCAGCUGCGGCAGAGGCUGCGGCAGGAGGAGGAGGAGGAGGCGCUUCAGCUUCGACAGCGGAAAGAGGAGUCUCUGAGGCUCCUGCAGGAGCAGCUGCAGAAGGCCACUGAGGAGGAGGGGACUCAGAUGAGAGAGGAGGAGAGCCGGAGGCUGGCUCGGCUCCGGGCCCAGGUCCAGUCCAGCGCAGAGGCAGAUGCGGACCGAAUCAGGGCCGAGCACCAGGCUUCCCUGCAGAGGCUGAGAGAGGAGCUGGCGGCCCUGCAGGAGGCCGAGAGGGCCAGCUUGGAGCAGGGCAGCCAGCGUGUGCUGGAGCGGCUCCGGGGAGAGAUGGAGGCUUCGGAGAGGAGAGAGCGGGCGGCCCUGAGUGCCGAGAAGGAGAAGGCCGGGCAGCAGCGGAGGGAGCAGCUGGAAGGGGAGAGGAAAGAGGCGGCAGCAGCGCUGGAGACAGAGCACAGGGCUGAGCUGGCGCGGCUCCUGUCCUCCCAGGAGGCCAAACACAGAGAGGUGGUCUCCAGCCUCCGGAAGGAGGGAGAGGAAGCCCAGCAGAAAGAGGAGGCCCAGCAGCAGGAGAGCCGGGGGUGGGUGGAGCGGAGAGCACGCCAGCUGCUGGAGUACGAGCAGGAGCUCAGUGGGCUCCUGAGAGAGAAGCGCCGGGAGGUGGAACGGGAACACGAGGGGAGGAUGGACAAAAUGAAGGAGGAGCACCGGCAAGCGGUGGCGGAGGCCAGAGAGCAGUAUGAAGCCGAGGAGCGGACACAGCGGGCCACGUUGCUGGGGCACCUGACUGGGGAGCUGGAGCGCCUGCGCAGGACCCACGAGCAGGAGCUGGAGGCCGCGAGGCAGGAGCAGGCCAGGCAGCUGGAGGGCCUGGGGCUCCGGCACCGGGAGCAGGAAAGGAAACUCCAAGAUUUAGAGGUGGAGCUGGAGACCAGAGCCAGAGAGGUCAGGGCCAGGUUGGCUCAGCUGGACGUUCAGGAAGUCACAGCCACCCAUCAACACCUGGAAGAGGCAAAGCAGGAGCACACACACCUGCUCGAGUCCAACCGGCAGCUCCGAAGAAAUCUGGGCAAGCUGCGGGCCCAGAAGGUGGAGCUGGAAGCCCAGGUGGACCAGCUGCAGGCCCAGGCCAAGGGGCUGCAGAAACGCAUCAGUGACCUGGAGGCUGAAGCUCAGAGGAAGCAGGAGGCGCUGAAAGAGCUGGCGGUCGAGGCGAACAGUGCUUCCCCUUGUUGUGAGCCAGACCUCCACGUCGAGGACCUGAAGACACCCCCGGGCACCAAGCAGACCAAGGAGGCGCCCCCUUCUGUCUCCCAGAGCCCGGAGGUCGCCGACUCAUCCUUGGACAGCUUCCGGCACUACCUCUCUGCCGAGGGUGUGGCGCUCCGCAGUGCCAAGGCCUUCCUGGUGCGGCAGACGCGCUCCAUGCGCAGGCGGCAGGCAGCCCUGAAAGCCGCCCACCAGCACUGGGGCCAUGAGCUGGGCACCGCCCCGGAUGCGCCCGAGGACCUGCUGGGCACCAAGGCCCUGGGCGAUGACGUGCGCAAGGGCCUGGAGGAGGAGGCCAGGCAGCUGGGGGAGAUGCAGUCUGCCAUGCGGAGAGGCCGCGACCUGCUGCAGAGGAAGGAGGAGAAGCUGAGCGAGCUGGAGGCCUCUCUGCAGGACGAGGCUCUAGAUGAGGACAUUCUGAGAGGGCCCCCCACCAAGAAAGCGGUGACCUUUGACCUCAGCGACACGGAGGACACUAGCAGUGGAAGCUCAGAGUCCUGGCCCCUGCCUCAUGGUGAGUGGUGGCCGCAGGGAGGACAGGGCGGGCGGCUGGGACGGACCGGAAGGGAGAUCCAAGGUCCCAAGCUGGAUGAAGCCCCCACCCAGUGGGCCUGGGACCCGGGGCUUGGCCCCCGGCUCUCCUCCGCCACUCAGGCCAUGGACGACUUCCUGGUGGAGAAGUGGCGCAAGUACUUCCCAGCUGGGAGCCCCAGCCUCCGCAGCAGUCCGGUGCCCUUGGAGAACAGGCUGGGCUACGUGUCUGCCAGGGAGCAGCUCCGCCUCCUGCAGCGCCCCCACUCCGGCGUCCCCGAGGUGGGCAGCGCCAGCCUGCAGGGCAUGAUCGAGGCUAACCGGCGGUGGCUGGAGCGCUACAGGAAUGACCCCAAGUUAUAUCCUUUCAGCCAGCUCUCAGACCCUGUGCCCAAGCCAGCAGCCUCGGGCCUCCUGCAGCUGAGCCUGGAUGAGAACAACAGGCUGCAGGUGAACCGCUACUGAGGCCUGAGCGGCCAUGUGGGCCCCGCAUCUCCUGCACCCGGGCCAGGGGCCGAGGAGGGGCCUGCACCCGCUGCCUCAGAGGAAGCUCUACAGCGGGGGAAGCGGGCUGGGGGAGAGGACGGCAGAGCUGAGAGCUAGGAGCCACCGGCAAUAACCCCGAGCGGACUGCAGGGUGACCGUGGGGCGUCUGAGCCGCUGUGAGGAUAUGGCAGCGCUCAUGUGGGACCCCCGGGACAUGGGCACCUUCAGGGAGGGGGCAUCACCGGCGUUGAUGUCAGAGGCCCAGGGAUCCCUGUGGAGUGAGGUGAGCCUGCACCGGCCUGCAGGGCUCCGCACAGUGCCAUGCGCGGUCCUCCAUGAGCACCUGUGUCCGGUGUCGUGUGCCUGGGACGCUGUCUCUGCAAUACCUCAGCACGUGAGCUCAGGCCAUUUCUCUCUUUUCUCCUCCUUUCCUUUUUUAAAACGCCCCCUUUCUUGAGUUCUCUGUUUCUCCUUUUGACUAUCUCAGGAUUGGGCCCAGCCCUGCCCGAGGGUGCUGGGGCCCCCCUUCCCUCGGCCGCACUGUGCUGUCCCCAGGGCACCCUGCCCUUUGCUGGGCUCCGCGCAGAGCCCUCCCGUGGCUUCUCAGGUCUGCAGCACACAACUCAGUGAGAGCCGCCCAGGAAAGCCGGGAUGGCUCUGGUGCUCUCGCCUCUCACCCCUGGGUGUAUCCACGUGUGCUUGUUUCUAGCUGUUUCCUGCUGUGCCCGCCCUGCUCAGCCGGGAGACUCGGUCCGAGGAGGUGGGGUCAGGGCCGGAGCGGGGCCUUAAAGGGAGGGGUCUUGUGCCCCAGGAGCCACUGCCGAUCUGCACAGCCCCCUGCACCCCUCUCACAGUGGCCCCCGGGGGUCCCCAGACACGUCUCUGACAUCUGUCUCGGUGUAAAGAAAAGAACGCCCCCUUCUUGCCGGGAAAGCUGUGGGGCUGCCCUGGCCUCUAUGCAUGGAGACCGACUCUCGGCCCUCCCACCACGAACUUCUUAGUCCCGGAAUAAGAAACAAGACCCGAUGGCUUUUAUCCACCCUGCGUGCUCAGCUCCGUCUGCCACACAGGAAAAGGUCCCUGGCUGUUCCUGCGGGACUAGCGUAUGUGUCGCACCGUCUCUGUAACCCGCCUGUGUUUGUACAUCAAUUAAAUCUCUGCUGGUCCAUUUUCUA